Molecule: messenger RNA, 2191 nt
Organism: Equus caballus (horse)
Lineage: Eukaryota; Metazoa; Chordata; Mammalia; Perissodactyla; Equidae
Product: myelin and lymphocyte protein
Biological process (GO): myelination
Cellular component (GO): membrane
Molecular function (GO): structural constituent of myelin sheath
Source: RefSeq, a predicted model, not a curated record
ACCGGGUCACUGGGCUCCGAGAGCAAGCGAGCGGUCAGCGUGGAACCAGAAUCUCGAGCCUCCUGUCCUGAGGGCACGCCAGCAUGCCGGCAUGGCCCGGCCCAGCGGCGUCAGAGUCUUCAUCAAAUACCCAGCGUUUUUCUUCUGGGAGCUUGUCUUAGGGGGCCUAGUGUGGAUCCUGAUUGCCUCGUCCCUGGUGCCCUUCCCCCUGACCCAGGGCUGGGUGAUGUUCGUGUCUGUGUUCUGCUUCGUGGGCACCACUGCUCUGCUCUUCUGGUACAUGUGUGGCAGUGACUAUGAGGAGACUUCCUGGGUUAUCCUGGACAUAGUCUACCACUGUUUCGCCUCCAUGUUUUACCUCAGCGCCUCCAUCCUGGAAGCUUUGGCCACCAACAACAUGCAAGAGGGCUCCUACUUCACAUACCAACAUUAUCUUGAAAACAUCUUUGCUACGGUUUUUUCGUACCUAGCCACUCUGGUAUACGUGCAACAUGUGUGUGCUUCUUGCGGCAUAUUAGACUAUAGUUUAGGUGAAGAUUCAGAUAGUGAUAACUGAUCGGCCCACCUUGCAGCAAAGCUUUUCAGCAUGCAGAAAUGCUCUUGAAGGUGGAAAAAAGAAACCAAAAGAAGAGCAAUGCUGUGUGUCUUGUGGGUGUUGUGCUGACUCUCCCCUGUCCCUCCUGUCAGGGUUGGGACCUGCUGCGUUUAACCUCCAACUACUGAGCCGUCUUUCUUUCAGGGUCGUCUCCUGUUUGUGGAAGGGGGUGGUGGGGUGGAGUGUAGGGACUGUGAUCUGAGAGACCAUGGAACAAAGAUCCCUGCUGACCCCUGGACCGGAUCUUGAGAACUCUCUGCUGGAAUCUUCCACAGGCUCUUUUGAGCCCCCAUCUGGUGGCGUGUUUCUAAGUCUUCAUGGAGAUUCUCCCUGUCAUAAGGAUAAAACUCACCCAACAAAUAUUGCAGAUGUCCACGGUGAAGAUGAUAAACCUUUGAAAUACUUUACAAAGUGCCUUUAUGUUCAACACUUUUGUUGGGUGUUUUGUGCAUUUUGUUUCGAUUCCCCAGUAUCAGGACCAUCUUUCCAGCUUUCUUUCUGAGGAAUCCUGGGCUUAGACUGACUGUAUAGAUGUGGCAUCAAUGGCAGUUCAGAUGACAGCUGUGUGUGCUCGGCCACUGCACUCAGGGAGGCCCGCACUUGGUCUCCCACCCUCCCCAGCUACCAGGGGCCUCAGAUGCCUUCACCCUCUGGACACUCACCAAGUACCAGCCUGGGGUCCCUUCCUUUUCCUACAAGACAGAGGUCUGUGCUCAAUUAGACAGUCCUCAAGCCACAAGAAAACAAGGUAUAGAAGUUUCCUCUCACUCUGUGAAGCUGGUCAGAGAUGUUGUGGACAGUGGGCUGUGUGUUCUGUUCCAGUUAGUGAUGUGGAUAAUAAACUGCUUUUAGAAUUUCCUUGGGCCACUCCAUAGGGGAGAAAGGGGACCAGACUGCAGAGUGACAGGAAGUGAAGUGACAAGUGCUGAGGGCCACAUUCUGGGGAUGAGAUUCCCAGGUUGAAAGGAGAGGAGAUAAUGGGAAGGGGGCGCUCAGUGAGGAAUCCUGAGAGUCAGCUCCUGGCAUGAAGUGCUCCUUCAUCCCUUCACUCAAAGAAUCCAUGGUGUUCCAGAGCUGGGGCACUAGACCAGGAGCCUCAGAAACUGGUCAGCCCCCAGCCGUGGAGGCAGACGGGCAGGGCUGGCUGACCUCUGGCUUGCGGCCACAAGGGCAAAGCUUACAGCCUCAGGCAGAGGUUUAACUAGUUGACAUUUUCCUUCCCUCCCACCUUGGGGACCCCAUGACUAAGUUAGGUCUCAGUGGCAUCUCCAGGAAGUCCGUUGUUAUCCCAGGAUAAUUAUUCCAGAAAAGGGCCACUUUCAGUGAGUCCACGUAAAACAAAACUUAAGUAACAAUCUUCAGAGUAAAUCAGGAGCGGAAGGUUGACUGGGACGUCAUCUUGAAAAAUUAAAGUUCAAAUUAAGAAAUGAUGGAAGCAUGUCACUUGUUUAAGAAAAUUCACAAUCAAGCGUUGAUUGACACAAGUCUUGUUUUUUCAACAAAACUGCCUGAUCACAUUUGGGAAGCCAGCUCCAUGAUGCUGACAGAGGCGCAUUUUUGAACGGCAUCAAAAGAUAAACCAAAGGAUUAGUUGAA